AUGGCCGAGGUCUGCGGAACCAAUGACCCCGCAUUUGACUCCGUCAGGGAGCUGCUGAAGCAACGAAUUUCUUCAGGAGAUGAACUAGGUGCUUCUCUUUUUGUGAAUAUUGACGGGAAAGAUGUACUCGACUUGUGGGGUGGAUAUACCGAUGUCGCGCGCACCAAAUUAUGGGACAAGGACACCGUCGCUCCAGUCUGGUCCUGCUCAAAGGUAGUCACCAACCUCGCAGCUUUGAUUCUCAUUGACCGCGGCCUGCUCGAUGUCAACGAGAAUGUCGCAAAAUAUUGGCCCGAGUUUGCCGCCAAUGGUAAAGAAAAUGUUAAGGUGUCCCAUAUCCUCAGCCAUACUUCGGGUUUGCCUGCUUGGGAGCCUCCCGUAACAAUCGAGGAUACACUGGACUGGAAAAUAUCCACUGAAAGACUGGCGUCCCAGGCUCCCUGGUGGACUCCUGGAGACGGUAGCGGUUACCACCUCUCAAGUCAGGGGUAUCUUGUGGGUGAGAUUGUCCAACGCGUUAGUGGCAAACCCUUUAAGGAGUUUGUCGCUGAUGAAAUCACCGGGCCGUUGGGUGCUGAUUUCCAAUAUGGACUUCCGGAUGACGAAAAGACACGUACGGUGGAGAUCAUUCCGCCACCGAGGUUUUCGUUCCAGGAUCUCGACCCAAAUACAACCCCUGUCAGAGCAAUUAUGGGAAGUCCUAUGACGGCCGAGACAUCAAUGGGCCCCGUGUUUCAAAAGGCUGUUUCGCCGGCCUCUAACGGAUUCUCUAAUGCGCGUGGUCUGGCCCGUAUUUGCUCUAUUGUAUCACUUGGUGGCACUGUUGAUGGAAAUACGCGCAUUUUGCAGCCUAGCGCUAUUGACAAACUCCUUGAAGAGCGAACCGAUGGGGUUGAUCGAAUUACUUUUGAUUAUGUUCGAUUUGGCCUUGGGGUGGGCCUAGGAGACACACGAACUCGUCCAUGGAUCCCCGUGGGUGAUACCUGCUUCUGGGGAGGUUGGGGUGGUUCCUUUGUUAUCAUGGAUCGAAAGCGACGUGUUACUAUCGGCUAUGUCAUGAAUAACAUGGCGGCGACUGGCACCCUUGGAAACCCCAAUACAGAGGCCUACAUUCGGGAGAUUUAUGAGCUGGUAAAUCGAUCCCUCUUUUAA
Penicillium angulare is the source of this 1152-nucleotide messenger RNA. Its product is annotated as serine hydrolase domain-containing protein. Lineage: Eukaryota; Fungi; Ascomycota; Eurotiomycetes; Eurotiales; Aspergillaceae. Bases 1 to 1152 code for a protein of 383 amino acids. The transcript has a single exon. The record is from RefSeq and is a predicted model, not a curated record.